This is a messenger RNA of Oncorhynchus gorbuscha (pink salmon), 1874 nucleotides long. RefSeq lists its product as uncharacterized. Bases 579 to 1442 code for a protein of 287 amino acids. Lineage: Eukaryota; Metazoa; Chordata; Actinopteri; Salmoniformes; Salmonidae. The record is from RefSeq and is a predicted model, not a curated record. The transcript has 6 exons.
AAAAUUCUGCCCUGUUUCCUCAUUCUGUGAAUCAUGAACAAAACAGCUUUGUAAUCUAUGUUCAAUGAUCAUGGAUAUGCUAUCUAUCUUCAUGGUGAUGACUCUCGUAGGAAAAUGUCAAGGGAACACUUUUCUAAAUUAUCAAGAGAAAGAGGAAGCUAUAUCUCUACAAUGUGAAGAGAGAAUUUGGCAACUUGAUCUAGAUGAAGACAACAUAGUGGAUUGCACUUUUAAUUGCAGUCUUCAUGACAAUGAGAAGAAAUGUGACCAUGAUCCGAAGUGCAAUAAUACAGCAUUUACAUUAGAAAAAAAACCCUGCAAAAACAGUAUCAAACAAUGUUUAAAUAUGAAAUUGGAGAAACACGUCACUGGAUUCUUUGCAUGUUUUCAUACCUUUCCAUCAAAUGACCAACACUUAUUCCCCUUUAAACCGUCAAAAGAUCAGGUGGAAUCAUUUAUUGUGGCAUUUGUUGAACCAGAGAGUAAGUUCACAUUUCCUAACUUUCACAAUUUCUAAAUGAUAUACAACUCAUAUUACAGUAUACUGUACAAUAUAUUGUAUAUAGACAUAUCUGUUUAUGAAAAUAUUUAACAUCAAAUUAUGUUCUGUUUCUGUAGUGGUGAUAUGCUACCCUGGUGUGGAAACUAAAACGUCUGUUACCCAACAGCAUGGAGAAUCAGUCAACCUUGCAUGUAAUUUCACAGUAGCCAAAGAUUACUCUAACCUUCCAUUUUCAGUGUAUUGGAUCAAAACCAUCAGUGGCAACAGUAGCACCUGUCUUUAUUCUUAUUAUUUUAAUAGUGAUGGACAAUUAUAUGACCACCAUUGUCUCAUUGAUGAGGCCCUGCUGAAACGAAGGUCAAAUACUUCAUCUAAACCCCUAACAAGCCCUAACUUUCAUAACCUUAAGAUCAGCAAUGCCACAUAUUCAGACAGCGGACAGUAUGUUUGUGCCUUACAGGUGCUUAAGAAUAGCAAAGGGCACUGGAAGGUAAUAACUAAUGUCACAGUCACUGUGAAUGGAGAAUUCAACAACCACCCCAACAGGAAUGACACAGCCCUGUUAUAUACUCCUGGGGAUCCUUACAUACCACUGUAUGUAGUGGGAGCCUUGUUCUUCUCCUGCCUGUUUGUUACUGUCAUUGUCAUUGUCAUGCUGAAAAAUACCAAGAUUUCGCAAGCAGAAUCUCACACUCUGAGAAUGAAAAGAGAACAAGAUGGAGAGGAGACAAUUAACUCAGACUGCUCCCCAUAUGCUGAGGGCAGAGGAGAGGAUGAGGGGCUCUUCUCACUUCUGAAGCUGACUGAAGUGAGAGAUCCUGCUGCUGUUGCUGUUGAGCCCUAUUCUGUAGUCAUGCUCAAUACUGAGUAUGAGGCCUUUGACCCCCAGGCCACUCAGACAUCAUCCACCUACCCCCUCAGGAUUGGAGCGAAAGUAUGAGUUACUAGCAGCCAAUAGUUACUCAUAUGAUGUAGAAAAGUGAGCUAAAGAUAAUGUUUUCAUGAUUGGUCUUUCAUAUUGGGUUUAGACCAGGAUUUGGGCGGGGCUGCCAGGGGUUUGUUUGGGAUGGCAGGUGGGAGGGGUUGAGUGUUGGUUAAAAAAACAUUUGUGAUUCUUAUUGAUUGUACAGGUUAUGUGACUCAAUAAAAACUUAUCUCACAAAAAUUAAGUUAAAUUAAAGAGAAAAUUAGAAUUUACUUUAUUUUUUAAUUGUAUGUUUUUGUGUUCAUUCAUGCUCUACUAAACAUUUACACUAGAUGGGGGUAGUGCUCAGUCCUACAGUUGUGCUUACUGUUUCUCUGAUAUUGUGUAAUAUGUGUGAUUACCUAAUUAUUUUGUAACGUUGAAUAAACAUUGCAGAAAUAAAAUGUA